Thunnus maccoyii (southern bluefin tuna) is the source of this 1367-nucleotide messenger RNA. Its product is annotated as protease-associated domain-containing protein 1-like. The record is from RefSeq and is a predicted model, not a curated record. Lineage: Eukaryota; Metazoa; Chordata; Actinopteri; Scombriformes; Scombridae. The coding region runs from base 166 to 741 and encodes 191 amino acids. The transcript has 5 exons.
AGCACCGGCCAUGCUAAAUGCGCAUGCGUGUGAAAACAAGCGCGGAAGUGGCUGCUAACCUGGUGCUGAGUUGUUUACAGCUACAUAUGGACAAAAGAUCGCUGUCAAAUAUAAAGCCAUACUGAGGCCUCGUCCUAUGUAAGGAGCUCUACAAAUGUCUUGAAUAUGGCAAAGGUUGUUCUGUCAACAGCUUUAGUUUUAUACCUCUGGAGUGUUUUCAUGCAGUUCAGUCGCAUGUCAGGUCUUGGGGUUAAUGAAUUGCUGUAUUUCCGGGUCAUCAGUCCAGAGGAGAUAGGGUACAUCUUCAGUGCAGCGCCUGCUAAAGACUUUGGAGGAGACUUUACAUCAUCGUAUGAUGAGAUUUUCCUGGUGCCAGCGGACCCAGCAGAUGGCUGCUCAGACCUGAAGGACAGAGAAAUCAUCCAGGGACAAGUCAUUCUGGUGGAGAGGGGAGGUUGUUCCUUUGUACAAAAGGCCCGACAUGUGGAGGAAGCAGGAGGCAAAGCUGUUCUGAUUGCUGAUAAUGCGGUGGAUAAUGACAGUCAGUACCUUGAUAUGAUCACUGAUGGAAGCACUGCUAAACCAAGCAUACCUGCUUUAUUCCUGCUGGGACGUGACGGGAUGAUGAUCAAACGAUCUCUUCAAAGACAAGCACUGCCGUGGGCUGUCAUUUCCAUUCCUGUUAAUGUUUCCUCUUUGGCCUCCUUCCCACUCAAGCAGCCCCCAUGGACACUGUGGUAGAAAUGAUGCACACCCACAACUUCCUCCACUUCCUCACAUCAGUGUUUAUUCUGUCAGCGAUGAAUAAACUCACAGCCUCACAGGGAAAUUCUUUGGUUGUGGUUAAACAAAUUAAACACCCACUAAUGGUGACUUAUCAACAUGAUCAUACUGUACGUACACAUGGAGCACCCUUACACACCCAGCCAGAGGCAUGUGGACCAAACCUUUUAGUGUUCAAAUGGACUCUUUGCUAGAGAGAAUGAACUCAGCAGAAACAAUGUUCGUAGAAUCUCAUUGUUCAGUUGAGGUCGACUGAAUUAUCAGUGUUUUAGUUAUUAUCAGCCUGUCUUCAAGUAGUGUAGUCUCUGUGGAGUUGUGUGAAGAUGAUCUGUCGGUUGCUACUGAGUUCUGAAACUGGAAAAUACAAUACAUACGCAUACAGAUUGAAGCGCACCAUUUGUUCAUUUUGUCUUAUAGUACAAGCUGUCACAUUAGGCCACAGUGGCAAAGAAAGGAAAUAAACUCGGUCAUGACUGCAUAUAGUAUACUUCACACAGGAAACUGUACAAUAUGAAUACACUUCUGCUCAUCUGCAUGAACUUCAACAGACAAGAAAUGAAAUAAACUGUUUCUCUUAUGGUAAA